AUGCCGUUCCGCGAAAUCAGUCGCGACGUGAAACUCGCUGCUAUCAACCUUUAUGAGCACAACAUGCUGUCUCUCGAACAGAUUCUUGAUUGUGUCGGCUUCUCUGAAAGUACAUUUUGGCGUGUUCGCAAACUCUGGCAAGAAACAGAUGUUGUUCAACACAACUACGGAGCUGCUGGCCGUCCACGAGCCCUUCACUUUGACGACAUAAGCUACCUCAUUCGGCUCGUCAACCAG
Suillus plorans is the source of this 237-nucleotide messenger RNA. RefSeq lists its product as uncharacterized. The record is from RefSeq and is a predicted model, not a curated record. The transcript has a single exon. The annotation marks the transcript as partial. Lineage: Eukaryota; Fungi; Basidiomycota; Agaricomycetes; Boletales; Suillaceae.